CACCACAAGUACAAAACAUUUCAAUACACAAACACAAACAACACACUUCUUCUUUCUUUAAAUCCCAACUGCAAGAGAAAAUGGCGAAAGAGUCCACCACCAUUGACAUCGGCGAGCCGAGCACCGUGACCAAAAGUACAAACCAUGACGUAGUGGACGAGAAGAAGAAGAGUUUUGUGACAGCCGCCGCAGGAGGCGGCUACAAGAGAGGUUUGGCCAUACUCGAUUUCCUCCUCCGUUUGGCAGCCAUAGGAAUCACAAUCGGGGCUUCCUCUGUCAUGUUCACCGCCGAGGAGACACUUCCCUUCUUUACUCAGUUCUUACAGUUCCAAGCCGGUUACGAUGACUUUCCCACGUUUCAGUUCUUUGUGAUAGCCAUAGCCAUAGUCGCCAGCUAUCUCGUUCUUUCACUUCCCUUUUCCAUCGUCACUAUUGUCCGACCACUAGCGGUUGCGCCCCGGCUCAUCCUCCUCAUUUCCGACACCGUGGUCUUGACGCUUACCACAGCAGCAGCUGCUGCGGCAGCAUCAAUUGUCUACCUGGCACAUAACGGUAACGCUAACACCAAUUGGCUCCCCAUUUGUCAGCAAUUUGGAGACUUCUGCCAAACCACAAGUACUGCAGUUGUAGCUGCAUCUAUCUCGGUUGUCUUCUUUAUCCUUCUCAUUGUCAUCUCAGCCAUUGCCCUAAAAAAGCAUUGAUCUGAUAGUUUCUGCAUGUAUAUGUUUUGUGUUGUGUCGUGUGCUUUGUGUGACAUGAGAUGAUAUAUCAUUAAAGUGUGGUCUGUGUGGAAAUUGUAAAGGGAAUUCAUGUAUUUUAUAAAGAAAUUUGUCUUGGUUCAUCUUGAAAACUUAAGAUUAAAGUUAAAGGCCGUA
Eruca vesicaria subsp. sativa (arugula) is the source of this 875-nucleotide messenger RNA. The record is from the annotation of a GenBank genome assembly. NCBI's taxonomy places the organism in Eukaryota, Viridiplantae, Streptophyta, Magnoliopsida, Brassicales, Brassicaceae.